AUGAAAGUGUAUUCAACAUUUAAAGAAGAGAAAUUAUUUUCCAUAAAAAAUGACACGGAGGCUUUCUUCAACCACAUAAAUUCUGAUUUUAUUAAACAGUUUUUAAAUAAUGAAAGACUUGCACAACCUAUUAAGGGCCUAGUUAUAGGACUUUACAGCAUACUUAUCGCUUUGGGUUCUCUUGGAAAUUUGUUCAUAUUGUUCAUAAUAAUAAAAAAACCUAGCAUGAGAAACGCAAGAAAUGUGUUCAUCUUUAAUCUAGCAACAUCAGAUCUCUUGCUUUGUCUUAUUACAAUGCCUUUGACACUUUUGGAGAUUUUGACAAAAUAUUGGCCUUUUGGAUCACACAAUUUCGUUUGUAAAUUAUUAGGAUUCCUCCAAACUAUCAGUAUAUAUGUUUCAACAUUAUCAAUAACAGCUAUUUCAAUGGACAGAUAUCAAAUCAUUAUCCACCCUAUGAGAAAUGGCUUGCAGAUGAAUGACUCAACAAAAAUUAUUAUCAUUAUAUGGGUUUUGUCAGGACUCUUUUCUCUUCCUAUUUAUGUUAAUCGUAAACUCAUCAAUUAUAAUAUCAAUCCAAUCUAUAAAAUACUUAAAGUAAACAAGAUAUGCUAUUGCAUAGAAGAAUGGCCAUUUAACUACGGAAGAGCAUACUACUCAAUUUUUUCUCUAUUUUGGCAAUAUCUACUUCAAGUGCUUAUUAUUUUGUUAGCUUAUUUAAAGAUCUAUUGCAAUCUCAAAAACAGAAGUAAAAAUCAAAAAUAUUUGCGCAGAAAUCGAUAUAAAAGAACAAAUACUUUAUUGUUACUAAUAGCUUUAGUCUUCGGAAUAUCCUGGCUACCCCUCAAUUUUUAUAACUUGUAUAUGGAUAUUUUUAACUUAGAAGAUACUUUUACAGAAGGGCAUGUAAUUUGUUAUGCAAUUUGUCAUAUGCUUGCAAUGAGCUCAGCGUGCUUGAAUCCGGUGAUAUAUGGCCUCUUGAAUGAUAAUUUCCGAAAAGAAUUAAAGAAUUUUACUGCGUUUUUAAUAAUAUGGAAGAAUUGUAAUACUAAGCAAAAAUGUCCAAUUACAAUUAAUGUAAAAUGUAGUUUUGAUAAUAACAAACGUAUUGAUGAUUAUUCAUUGUAUAAUGACAAUAUAUAUCGCAUAAAAGUAAAUAAAAAUGAGCCAAAUAAAAUUAUUUCAAAAGACAACAAUGGUACUUUUGAAGAGGAUAAUUUUACAAUAAGCACUAUAUUAACGAAAUUAAUCGACAAAUCAAUGAAUAUAAGUUACUAUGAGAUUAUUCCUGGUAUAUUUGUUUUGAAAAAUAAUGUAACAACUGAAUCACAUUAUGGUAGGAGUAUAGAUGAAAAAUUAAAUAUAUUUGACCGUUUUAUAAAGUUUGCUGAAAGUCAUGUCAUUAGAGUUCCCUUAUCACUUACUGAGAAUACUGGUAGAUUAUUUUUCUUCAAAGGUAUGAAAAAGCUGAUGUGGCCACUUUUGGUUGGCAUUCAAAUGGUGAAACUUACUCUAUUUGCCAUAUUUCUGCCAAGCAUUAUUGGAUCAGUUGGAAAAAUUGUUAGUAAAGGUUUAACCCAAGUGUCUGGAUUUUCUAAUCAUGCACCUCAACAUAUUGACGAUUUAGAGUUUCGAGAUAAUUAUGAAAAUAUGGAAGCGGUAAAAGAUAAUGAUUAUAUUUAUUCAGGUUCAGACACGGAACCGGCAUCAGCGAAUAGUUUCAUCUCACAAAUGUAUCAACCUCUGGACAAAAUAAAUCAAUUGAAUGUCAACAAAAACAAAUUUUCUACACAUUCUAAUAAUUUUCAGAUGAAAAAAAAUCCCAGUGAAGGCACAAACAAAAAUGUUAAUUAUCAAGUUUUUCAAGAUAUACCUAACUCGUCACUUCUUUUGACGAAUUAUGAUCCAUUUUAUAGUCCUUUGCUCUCAAGACUAGAUGCUGUUUUUCAGCAAUUAAAACUACCUACUGACAAUGAAUCUUGUAGACAAAAGUUAAUCUGUUUGAUGUAUACAAAUCCUUCAAAGUAUGCUCCUUAUAGCAAUUUAGUUUCAGCGCAGUUAAGCAGAGAACUUAACGAAUUAAAAAAACCAACAUCUGACAAUCCUGAUAUCUUACGUUUCUUCAAAUACAUGAAAGCCGCAAAAGAUGGUCAAGAUAAAAGUGAUUGUGAAAUGCUCCAUAGAUGUUCUUCUGUGCAAUCUUCAUCAAACCCAACUAUGAUAAAUACAUUUAAUGACAUCAAUAAACUUGUGGAAGCCAGGAAUAUUUCAUAGAAAUACAUACACAAAAACUCAUUGUGAUGGUAGAAUUGUUGUUUUAGCCAUAAUCAAAUUGUUUAUUUAAAUUAUACUAAAUGGAAAAUUGUGUAGUGCAUAGUAAUUUAUUUAUAUGCUUAAUUCUUAUACUAAUUUGAUCAAUUUGCAUCAAUAUAGACUGUUAUUAUA
Molecule: messenger RNA, 2445 nt
Organism: Culicoides brevitarsis
Lineage: Eukaryota; Metazoa; Arthropoda; Insecta; Diptera; Ceratopogonidae
Exons: 9
Coding region: 1-2274 (757 amino acids)
Biological process (GO): G protein-coupled receptor signaling pathway
Cellular component (GO): plasma membrane; neuron projection
Molecular function (GO): neuropeptide binding; neuropeptide Y receptor activity
Source: RefSeq, a predicted model, not a curated record